This is a messenger RNA of Lates calcarifer (barramundi perch), 2102 nucleotides long. RefSeq names its product OX-2 membrane glycoprotein. The record is from RefSeq and is a predicted model, not a curated record. Lineage: Eukaryota; Metazoa; Chordata; Actinopteri; Centropomidae. The transcript is spliced from 6 exons. Gene Ontology annotation, molecular function: cell-cell adhesion mediator activity. The coding region runs from base 67 to 900 and encodes 277 amino acids.
UUAUUUAAAGCUCAGCUCAGAGGGAAAACUGAAAGUGUGCUCUGUACAGACAGCAGGGGACGAACAAUGCUGCACGUACUGAUAUUUAUCUGUGUGCUGUUUGAAGCCGCAGCUUCGCAAAUAAGCGGGUAUGGAAAUGAAACAGCUGAUUACGGCGGGGAUGCGCAUUACGGGUGCGCAGUGGCAAAUCCUACAGGUGUGCUCCAGGUCACGUGGCAGAGGCUUUUCAAGGACGAGUCAAUCGAGAACUUAGCGACCUACAGCAAGCGGUUUGGACAGCAAGUAAAUGAUCCUUACCGUGGAAAAGUGAUCUUCACAGAAGCGUCCCUCAGCUCGACAUCCAUCACUCUGAGGAACGUGUCAUGGCAAGAUGAAAGCUGCUACAUCUGCUCAUUUAAUGUGUAUCCAGACGGGUCCAAAAGGAGGCAGAUCUGCCUCACAGUGCAAGGAAUAUCAGCAGUGGAUACAAGGUCUGUUCCACGUGAGGAAGGAGCCAGGGAAAUUGUAUUUAGCUGCUCUGCUACAGGAAAACCCGCGCCAACAAUUGAAUGGGACAUUCCACCUGACGCCAACCGGUUAGACCAAACACAGACUAGUACAGUAUCCAACAGUGACCAGACGUUUACCAGCAGCCAGAACAUCACUCUGCAGAUACCUACAGGCUGGGAUGGACAUGUGGAUUGUCUGCUGAACAAUGGCAUGAGGGGACAGAGGCGGGAGACGAUCCCUUUCUCUUUGGGUGAAAAGGAUCCAACAGAUAGGGGGAAAGGACUGUCGCAGUCAGGAACUGCACUUGUAAUCACAGCAGUAAUAUUUAUUUCCUGCUUCACUGUUGCUGCUGCAAUAAUCAGGAGGAAACGGUUAAAGGGCAGCAGAAGAAAUGAAAAUGAGCAUGUGUAAGGUUUGUCCUUUGAACAACCAUCAUGAAACAUCGUGUCUGUGUCUGUGGACAUACAAGCAUGAAAAGCAUGAAAAUCUGCAUUUUCUUGCAUCUAAUCUUUAGAAAUGUGAUUGUGAAUUAAGCUAAAAACCUGUUGAAUUUAUAUUUCUUUUAAUUUCAGAACUCCGCACUUUAACUUUUUUUUUUUUUUUUUUAAUUGAGCUUCAAGCAAAGCACUUGUUCAGACUUUGCAGAAUGUAUAAAUGUGGGAACUAUGACCACUGUUUAGGAGAGGGGGAAUCACAUGAGUUACCUCAGUAACCGUUAGGUAAGCAGCUAAAUGUGUAGUUUACAAAGAGUCCACAUAAUAAACUACAGUCUUAUUCAUAUUCAGAGUUAUAGUGACUGCAACCCAGUGCAAUAAUAAAGAUUUGCCCCGAGCAAAUCCAACUAGAUCACCAGUAUGACAAGCUGAUGUUUUGUUAAUGGAGGGCAACUGAAAAGAGAGAAAUGUCCCAUGGGAGGUAUGAAUGUCACAGACUGGAGCUCUGCUGCCAUCCAGUGUCCUUCGUGGAGAAAAAGAGAAAAGAGGGAGAAGUGUGAAUCAGAAUCAAGAGCAAAAGACAAUUAGAUCUCACCAAGGAAUGUAAGAGAAAUUUCAGUCUGUUCAUUUGUCUCUCAACAAAUAGGAACUGUUAACUUGAUUACAUGAUCUGUGUAGUUGACAUAAUCUUGUUCCAAAAUUCGGAUAUAUCUAUCUAUAUCUAUAUAUAUAUAUAUAUGUGUGUGUGUAUGUAUCUAUAAAGUUUAACCUAGAGAUAAUAUAUGAAAGAAUAGAUAUUAUUUUUGACAUAUUGUUGUGUUGUUAAUUGCACUCUUCUUGCCAUUUUGCACAUGUUCAGUGUUCGUCCGUAAUUCAGAUGCUAUUUAUUGCACAAAUGCACACACAUUGUACUCUAUGGACCCUGACAGAUACCUGAAACACAUAUUCACUGUGUGGUUGUGACUGUAGUGUUGUUUCUAUGUGGAUUUUGCAUCGAUGUUCAGACUAAUUUCUGUCAAACGCUGUUUUGUCAACCGGUGUUGUGUUUUAUGUUCAUGGAGUUUCUCCACAAAUUGUAUUAAUAUAUUGAGUUAAUAUGCUUUUAAUAAUUUAUUUUCUAAUUUGUCCAUAUAUUUAUUGUCAUGUAUUAAUUAAAAUGUGUAUUGAUGUUUCAAGUGA